AUGAUCGUCAAAGAAUACAGAAUUUGUAUGCCAAUGACUGUAGAAGAGUAUCGUAUCGGCCAAUUGUACAUGAUAGCAAGAUUCAGUGAAGAACAAAGUUGUAAAGGUUCUGGUGUUCAAGUUGUUGUAAAUGAACCUUGUUAUGAUGAGAAGCACGGCAAAGGCCAGUACACCGAGAAGAAAAUAUACCUCAAUGGGCGAUUACCAGCUUGGCUUGGCAGUAUUCUUCCAAAUAUUUUUUACAUAACCGAGAAAGCAUGGAAUUAUUAUCCGUUUACAAUUACAGAAUAUACGUGCUCAUUUAUUCCAAAAUUUCACGUCAAAAUCGAGACGACUUAUAAAGAUGAUAAUGGCAAAGACGAAAAUGCACUCGAUCUACCUGAAGAAAUCCUAUCAAAACGUGAAGUUUUUCAUUUAGAUAUUGCUUAUGAUCAACUGCCUGAUAAAUAUUAUGUCAAAGAGGAGGACUGUCGUUAUUUUCAUUCGAAGAAAACCAAUCGUGGUCCUCUAGCUGAAAAUUGGAAGGAAUCUUGCAAGCCAAUCAUGUGCUCAUAUAAAGUUGUUAGCGUAUCAUUUAGUAUGUGGGGAUUCCAGCAGAGAGUGGAAUCAUUUACUCAUAAGAACAUUCGUGAUGUGUUGGUACAUGGCCAUAGACAAGCAUUUGCUUGGAUCGAUGAGUGGAUUAAUAUGACGGUAGACGACGUUCGUGAUUUCGAAAGGAAGGCGCAGGACAGGACUAACGAAAAGUUGAUGCAAGAGAAUACGGACAUAAUAGAAAAUGCCGACAAUGGAACCAGUAAGAACGGAGAAUCGCCUCCAAAAGCAUGUAGCACUAAAAAAGGAUCAUCUACCAGAGUAUAA
Messenger RNA from Trichoplax adhaerens, 861 nucleotides. RefSeq lists its product as uncharacterized. Gene Ontology annotation, cellular component: cytoplasm. The transcript has 10 exons. The coding region runs from base 1 to 861 and encodes 286 amino acids. Gene Ontology annotation, biological process: phospholipid transport. The record is from RefSeq and is a predicted model, not a curated record. Gene Ontology annotation, molecular function: phosphatidylinositol transfer activity; phosphatidylinositol binding. Lineage: Eukaryota; Metazoa; Placozoa; Uniplacotomia; Trichoplacea; Trichoplacidae.